GAAUGGGAGAGUGGGUACAGGUUGAGAUAAAAUUGGGCAGGCAACAAGAACGAAAAAUACAAGAGAAAAACGACACUGAAGGGCUGGGGCGAGGGGGAUGGUAGAAUAAAAUAUUAAACCCCCUUUGGAGAGAGAAGAGAGAAAUACCCAUCAGUGUUGGUGCCAUUCCGGGAGCAGAAUAGAGACAAGAUAUCAUAAAUCUUCAACAGGGACGGUUUAGGGAAGGUGCUGUGCGAGAAAAACACACCUCUCAUCGAUUUUAAGUUGCUGUGGAUUUCAGUCCCCUCUCCCCCGGACUCCCUCCCUCCUGCCGCUGAGCGAUGCCUCCCCGUGUCGAAUGGACAGCCGGAACCCACUUGCUCCCCAGCCCGAGGGGUCGGGGGGGCAGACCUCCCACUGCGAGCCCCCGUUGAGAGACCCUGCGCCUCCGGGGGGAGGGGGUGCCGCCCCCACUGUCGACCAGCUCCUGGGGAACGAGGCCAAAGGGGGGGCAAAGGGAGGGGGCUGCGUGCCUCUGAUGCCCUCCCCCUCCCCCAACGGGGGCAAAAUCCUCAAGUGCCCACAGUGUAACUGGCAUUAUAAAUACAGCCGCACCCGGGAUGCCCACAUGCGCCAGAAGCACCCGGGGGUGGGGACCGCGGCCUGCACCCACUGCCAGGAGGGUGGCCCCCACCCCCGCCUGGCCAGGGGCCAGAACUACAGCUGCGGCUACCGGCCCUUCACCUGCCGGGUCUGCGAAUAUGCCACCAUGACGAAGGGGAACCUGGGCAUCCACAUGCAGUCGGAGAGACACCUGGCGAACGUGCAGGGGCGAGGGGUGGCCGAGGGCCAGGCCCCGGGGAUCGCCCUCGGGCUCAGGACUGUCCCCUCAGCUGGCCUGGAGCUCCACCGACAGUGCCGCGAUGCACAGGGAGCCGGGCGCCGCGUCGACGCCGGGACCCUCCACGACGGACUUUCGCCCCGCACUGGUACCGGGGGGCAUGGAGGGUCAGGAGGGACCGAUAGCUCUGAGGACCUGGUGACGGACGAGAGGUGCCUGGGCAGAGGGACAGAGCUGGACGAGGGCACCGUUGCCUCCCACGAGCCCAGCGCCCAGCUGUUUCAGUGCUUGGCGUGCCAGGCCUUCAGGAUGGAGAGCCUGGCGCCACCGCGGAGGCACCUGAGUGCGCAGUGCAGGCCGCCCGAAGAGGAGUGGAAGGGGCUGGACGCGGAGCGACCCCACUGCACACUCUGCCCCUACCGCACCCAGCUCAAGGCCAACUUCCAGCUGCACCUCGGCGCCGAAACGCACAGCCAGGACUGCCAGCCAGACGCCCACCCCGCCAGCACCGGGUACCCGCUGCGGCCGGACUCCCUCAAUGCCCUCAACCCUCUGCACGUUCGCUGCAACCUCUGCUGCUUCUCCACCACGUCUCGGGAGCAACUUUACCUCCACAUCUCCGGGCCGUCCCACCGGGAGAACCUCCGCCUUUACACACAUUUACAACAGCUGGACCAUGACGCUACGACCGAGCGGCCACGAUACACGUGCAUGCUGUGCGGCUUUGAGACCACAACGAAGCUGUCCCUGAUGGAUCACGCCCGCACGGAGAGCCACCAGGACACGAGGGCCCAGCUGCAGCUCCGAAACGCACAGCAACAGGACGGCAACUCAUUCCUCAGCUUCAUCGGCCUGACAGAGGCACCGCAGCGACCCGGCGACGCGAAAGCCGAGGAGAGAGGGAAGGCACCAGACACUGGCACCAACGGCCAGAAACCCGCAGAGGUUGUGGAGCGAGCCCAUCUGCACUGCCCUCUCUGCCAGGAGGUCCUGAGCGGGCACCUGUUGCUGCGCCUGCACCUGAUACACACACACAGUGUGGCGUCUGACUGCAUGGCACGACUGCUCGCUGUGGCCCACCCGGAGAACCACAGUCUGGGCGCCUCUCCUCACACAUGCGCCGUUUCUGCGGACCCUCCACCGGGCACAGGGAGCGAAAGCAAGGCAGACACAGGUUUAACUUCACCGAACAUCCUUGGGAUCGCUGCGCCUGAUGUGCCACCCAUGCAGUUGCCCUUGCCAGGAAUGAUGCCCCCCUGGCAGGAUUGCCAGGUGCCCGGGGACACGGAAAACCGCCAAUCAGGACCCCUGCGUGAUGUCGAUUCAGAAACAAGGGCUGAAGCCAAGACUUCAGUCCUCCAGCCACCUUGUGCGCCAGGGACCCAGCUUGUGCCCUGCCUCCUCCCCGGCACCAACCCCCUGCUUGUGCACCCACUCCCGGCUGCCUACCUGCUGCCACUGCGUGGGCAGAAGGCGGCCCUUCUGCCCUUGGGCCCGCUGCUGUCCCCGACCCUCCUCUGCCUGCUGCCCAAUGUCAUUCUUCAACGCGGCCUGCAGGGGGUGGCACAGCGGCAACCCCGACCCAGGUGCCCGGGCCCCCAGGGGGACCCAGGCCACUCGGGGGAGGGGCCCUCUCCGGUCCUCGCCGCCCCCUGCAGCCCCCUCCGGGCCUGUGGCGCUCCUCUGCCCGGAUACCAGGCCCCGGCAGUUCGCAUGCUGCCACUGCCUCUGAGCGCCACCAAAGAUGUGCCCCAUGGCAUACCUCAACCGCGGGGGCCCCCCUCCACCCCCACCCCGGAUGCGGGCAAACCAUGGGGACCAGCUCCAUGA
Stegostoma tigrinum is the source of this 2650-nucleotide messenger RNA. Its product is annotated as zinc finger homeobox protein 3-like. Gene Ontology annotation, biological process: regulation of transcription by RNA polymerase II. The transcript is spliced from 8 exons. Lineage: Eukaryota; Metazoa; Chordata; Chondrichthyes; Orectolobiformes; Stegostomatidae. The record is from RefSeq and is a predicted model, not a curated record. Bases 338 to 2650 code for a protein of 770 amino acids. Gene Ontology annotation, molecular function: RNA polymerase II cis-regulatory region sequence-specific DNA binding; DNA-binding transcription factor activity, RNA polymerase II-specific. Gene Ontology annotation, cellular component: nucleus.